Molecule: messenger RNA, 890 nt
Organism: Salvelinus sp. IW2-2015
Lineage: Eukaryota; Metazoa; Chordata; Actinopteri; Salmoniformes; Salmonidae
Source: RefSeq, a predicted model, not a curated record
AACCAGAAACGACAACUUCCCUGAAUAUGUCAACUAGUUUAGACCUGUGGAAUAUUCCACUGAGAGCGCUGAAUAUCAACGUGAGAAAAAGAUUGGGACUGUUUUUAAAUCCGAGAAACACUGUGGCAUCAGACUGGAUGUCUGUCGCAGAAAACAUGGGUUUCUCUUAUUUAGAGAUCAAGAAUUACGAGGAUUGCCAGGAUCCAACACGGAAGAUUCUAGAGGACUGGCAAUCACGUUGUCCCGGAGCCAAAGUUGGAAAGUUAGUUUCAAUUCUGGAGAACGUGGACCGAAAAGACGUUGUGGAGGAUCUCCGAGAUCUCAUUGAGGAGGACUGUAAGAGGUACAUAGAGAAGCAGAAUGAGCCCCGGGUCCAGGUUCCUGAGGUGGACAGCUUUCCCAGAACCCCAGAGAGACAAGGCAUCACCCUGGAGGAUGACCCAGAAGGUAAUAAUGGGUUACCGGAGCUGUUUGAUGCCUUCAUCUGCUACUGUCAUAGUGACUUUGACUUUGUCCAUGAGAUGAUCCAGCAGUUGGAGCAGACGGACCACAAGUUGAAGCUGUGUGUGUUUGACCGGGACGUCUUGCCUGGAUCAUGUGUCUGGACUAUCACCGGCGAACUCAUCGAGAAGAGGUGUAAAAGGAUGGUGGUGGUGAUAUCUGAUGAUACCCUGGAAAGUGCAAUGCCUGUUGCCUUCCAGACAAAGUUUGCCCUCAGUCUCUGUCCCGGUAACGUCUCUGUCCUGGUAACGCUGAUCCUGUUGAUGUAUAGGUCUAAUGAAGAAACCUUUCCCCAAGUAUCCCUGAGGUUCCUGACGGUGUGUGACUACACACGACCCUGUUCACAGUCCUGGUUCUUCCGGCUGGCCAGGGCCCUCUCCCUGCCCUGA